Molecule: messenger RNA, 1314 nt
Organism: Paramecium pentaurelia
Lineage: Eukaryota; Ciliophora; Oligohymenophorea; Peniculida; Parameciidae
Source: the annotation of a GenBank genome assembly
AUGAUUCAUAAAUAGCUCUUUAAAAAUAAGUAUGAAUUUGCAUACUAUUAGGUAAAAAUCAGAUUUUAAAGAUUGUUCACUUAAUAUUUAUAAGAACCUUUUUUGGCUAAAUUGAAAAUAUCACAGUUAUUUCUUAAUAACCAAUCGAAAAUCUAACUGCUACAAUUAAAAGAUCUAGUGCCAUAAACUCAGCGUACUUUUAGCAGAAUUAUAUAGUCAAAAGUGGUAAAGAGCAAAACAGACUGCUUACUAAUUAAAGCGAAUUUAGAAGCUAAAUGCACAUUCUAAUAAAAUUCUCUCUCAGAUAAUAUAUUAAUAACUUCCAAAAUAGAGAUCCAAUAGUCACACCUCACUCCUAGACGAUACUAAUUCUAUCCUAUAAAACUCAAUAUUCUUUCUCUUAAUAUUCAAUACUGCAAAUCUAAGUCCUUUGCUGAUUUCUAUAAUAAUUUGAAAUAGAACUCACACCGUAACAAAUUUUUUAAUAGAAUAAGAGAAAAACUGAUGCAAUUAAAUCACUAUGAAGGAUCAUCAAUUGGUAACACACUGAAGGAAAUAGAAAAAAACCUUAGAAGUAAUUAUAGCAAGGAAGCCUUUCGAAUCAUUGAUAGGCUCGUAAUCAUGAAACCAGCAAAAAGAGAUGGAGGUUUAAUGAAUUUUUUUCUUGAUGGAAAUGACCUGGUCACUGAUAAUGAAUAAAUUCUUUCAAAUUGCCUAAAUUAACUUGGCAUUUUCUAAACAAUUAAAAAAUAUUCACCAAAAUAACUACCAAAAUUGCAACAAAUCACCCUAGAAGAUUUCAAAUUUACGAAAGAAAAAAUGUCACAAAACAAAGGACUAACCUUUGAUCUAAUUUCUGAUACUUGGAUUAAAUAACAUAGUACAUACAAUUAGAUGUCUGAUUUGUGUUAGCAAUCAACAGCAGAUCUAAUUGAAAAUUUUGGGGAAAACCGAUUGAUUCCACUCAACAAAGCCUUUCCAAACAUUCCUGAAAAAGAUCAAUUUAGACCAAUCAUAGUGUAAAGUCCUAUAAUGAAAAGGCUGGGACCGAAGUUCUUUAAGAAACUCUAAUAAUACUGUUAAAAAAAGAUUAUAAAAGAAUAAUUCGGUUUUGUACAAGGAACUGGAACACAACCACAGAUAUUAAAACUGAUUACAAACAUAUAAUAAUUCAAGAAAAAGAUAAUAGAGUCGUUAUUUUUAUAGACUUCCGUUCAGCUUAUAACUGUGCAAAAAUAGAUGUGUUAUUUAAUUUUCUCAAAGAAAUGGGAGUACUAGACGAAGAUGAAUUAAAUUUCCUACAAAGCCUUAUGA